AUGCAAAUAGUGGGACUAUUGGCCGUCUGGCUCACCAUCAUGCAGCUCACUCAGGCAGCAAGUCUCUAUUUGACAGGCCUACCAUCCGAAUCUGAGCGACCAAUGAAGCGAAGCGCCUUGCUGCAACCGGAGAACAAUCCAGAAUGGAACCAAUUGGGAUGGGCUUGGGGUAAAAGAAGUGUGCCGGGAAGUGAGAUCCCCCGUCGCCUUGUCCGUGCUCUCCACCCGGUCAAAAAGAACCCCGACUGGAACGAUCUGGGAUUCGCGUGGGGACGCAAAUAG
Molecule: messenger RNA, 282 nt
Organism: Caenorhabditis remanei
Lineage: Eukaryota; Metazoa; Nematoda; Chromadorea; Rhabditida; Rhabditidae
Exons: 3
Coding region: 1-282 (93 amino acids)
Source: RefSeq, a predicted model, not a curated record